Molecule: messenger RNA, 561 nt
Organism: Pseudogymnoascus verrucosus
Lineage: Eukaryota; Fungi; Ascomycota; Leotiomycetes; Thelebolales; Thelebolaceae
Exons: 1
Coding region: 1-354 (117 amino acids)
Source: RefSeq, a predicted model, not a curated record
AUGAAACUAGAACAAACCGAAGCACUCAGCGGGACCGGCAGAUCGCAGCCAAAGUUCAUCGACUGCAACUAUUGCCGGACGACAGUGCUCGUAGGCGCGCGCAAGCUUCGGGGUCGCGGAAUUGGCCUCUUCAUCACUUGGUGGAAGGACCUUGGUGACGGACGUCCAGCGGACGAAACGUGGACUGAUCAAAUAGGCUUGUCUACUCGGCCUGAGAAAUGGCGACAUGUCAGAUAUGGUACUAUUCCUGUUGUCGAGGCGUUUGAAGGACAAAAUGCACGCUAUUUAGACUUCGAUGAAGUAAUGAUGCGAGCAGACUGGAAGGAGCUUUUAAGAUUGAGCCCUAUACAGUAGUAGUUAGGAAAUAACUUACUGGUCGCCACCAGUCGUCGUGUGAGGUGCUAGGUUUGAGACUUGUGUUUGCCGGUUACUACUUUUGCUUUUUCGGAGUAAAGUAGAGUCCGGGGAACAAAGUCUGAAUAGGGGGCUAUUAAUUUCGCUGGCUGUCUGUUUAUUAUAGUGUCACAGGAUCUAUCAUUGGCAUAGGGGCUUCAUAGGAAC